CAACUUCCGGUGAAUACUUCCUGUUUAGAAGGCUGUCUGCUAUUUUCUCCGCACACCUAUCGCCAGUAUCGGUAUGGUGUUUUUUUAUCUGGAAACGUAGUGCUUUGAUAAGAAAGAAAUGCCAGCAGCAACAGACUAAAGGAUAACCGAUUUGGUCAGUAUGAUGGCAGCAAUCAAGUCAUUCCAGCAGCUUCGUUCCGACCUGAUUGUAGCCUUUCUGUCUAACUGGUGAAUCCUGAACAAACUUUUUGCCAUCUUAUCUCCACAUAAUGGUAUCAACAGUCAACACAACAAUUGAUGUCACCACUCUCCAGUCUGAUGCAAAAACAGAGAAGUCCUCAGGACAAGUCCUUGCCUAUAUACUUAUCCCCAUUGGAUCUGUGAUUUUUAUUGGUCUUGUCAUCAUUGUGAUUGUGUUGGUGCUUAAGAAAAAUAGACUGGACCGUCUCCGUCACCACCUGAUGCCUCUAUACAGCUUCGACCCGGGGGAUGAGAACGGGGACUGGGAGUCGGAGCUGCUGGAGGAAGAGAGGGAGCAGCAGAUGAGGCUCAGGAUGGAGAGCCCUAGUCCGCCAGACUCCCCCAAGAUACUUCUGACGUCUAUGCAUUCCGAGUUGUGAUGUAUGAACAGCAUUCCAGAGAAGACUUGUAAAGUAUACAACUUUCCACAAGACUAGUCGUAUACACAACAUUCUACAGAAGACUGGAGAUGUAUACACGCUCUACAAAAAACCCAGGGUUAGUUUCAACUCCUGAAACUCGGUGCACCAUGUACAACCUGAUUUAGUGAUAAUAGGAUGGCUACAUAACUGAAGCUCUCCACACAGAUAUUGCGGAGCCAACCCCCUGAACACCCCCUUUGAAAAUUCCUGGAUCCACCUAUGUGAUGUAUGCAGUCUGAAUACCAAUGUGUCCAUUUCAUUUUUAGUUUCUAGUGAAGUUUUACUUACCAUUAGAUAACGUAAAUGUA
Haliotis rubra (blacklip abalone) is the source of this 970-nucleotide messenger RNA. Its product is annotated as small integral membrane protein 29-like. The coding region runs from base 270 to 620 and encodes 116 amino acids. NCBI's taxonomy places the organism in Eukaryota, Metazoa, Mollusca, Gastropoda, Lepetellida, Haliotidae. The record is from RefSeq and is a predicted model, not a curated record. The transcript has 5 exons.